CGGGCCCGCCUCCGCGCGGUCGUCUCGGACUCGCCCCAGGCUGUGGAGCGGCGCUCCCCUGCCAGAGGUAUCCGAGCCGUGGAGACUUGUGGUUUCUCUGACUUUGUGGUCUGAGGCGGCAGCACUGAUCAUGGAGACCGGUGCCUCCCGCGAGCCCGAGACGGCCGAAGUGCUGCCCCAGCACAAGUUCGACUGCAGGUCUCUGGAGGCCUACCUACACCAGCACUUGCCCGGCUUUGGGGUCGAGCCCGAGGCCAAGCUGACCGUUGCCCAAUACAGAUCAGGACAGUCCAAUCCAACCUUUUAUCUCCAGAAGGGCUUCCAAGCAUAUGUACUCAGAAAAAAACCACCUGGUUCACUUCUUCCUAAAGCACAUAAGAUUGAUAGAGAAUUUAAAGUCCAGAAAACUUUGUUUUCAAUUGGAUUCCCCGUUCCCAAACCUUUAUUGUACUGCAGUGAUGCUUGUGUCAUUGGAACAGAAUUUUAUGUGAUGGAACAUGUACAGGGCCGAAUCUUUCGUGAUUUCACAAUUCCUGGAGUUAGCCCAGCAGAACGCUCAGCCAUAUAUGUGGCCAUGAUAGAAACCUUGGCUCAGUUACAUUCCUUGAAUAUACAGUCACUGCAGCUGGAAGGAUAUGGUAGAGGUGCUGGGUACUGCAAAAGACAGGUAUCAACCUGGACAAAGCAAUAUCAAGCUGCAGCUCAUCAGGACAUCCCUGCCAUGAACCAACUAUCUGACUGGCUAAUGAAAAACUUGCCAGACAAUGACAAUGAAGAAAAUUUGAUUCAUGGAGAUUUCAAACUAGAUAACAUAGUUUUCCACCCUAAAGAGUCUCGAGUUGUAGCUGUACUAGAUUGGGAGCUUUCAACCAUUGGUCAUCCUCUGUCAGACUUGGCUCAUCUCUCUGUGUUCUACUUUUGGCCAAGGACCAUUCCAUUGUUAAGUCAAAGUCCUCAUUUGCAAGAAAAUAUAGGGAUACCAUCAAUGGAAGAACUGAUUUCAAUAUAUUGCCGCUGCAGAGGAAUUAAUUCUAAUCUUCCUAACUGGAAUUUCUUUCUUGCCCUUUCAUAUUUUAAAAUUGCUGGAAUAGCACAGGGAGUAUAUAGUAGAUAUCUUCUGGGAAAUAAUGCAUCUGAAAGUAGCUUUCAGUUUGCCAAUAUUGUGCAACCUCUGGCAGAAACUGGAUUACAACUCUCAAAAAGAACUUUCAGUACUGCACUUCCACAGACUGAUACUACCAGACAAUUGUUUGUACAGACUAGGACAGGCCAGGAAGUUCUUACUAGGGUGAAGCAGUUCAUGAAACAACACAUCCUCCCAGCUGAAAAGGAGGUAAUUGAGUUCUAUGUUCAAAAUGAAAAUUCAGUAGACAAGUGGAAAAAACCUUUAGUGAUUGAUAAACUCAAGGAAAUGGCCAAAGCAGAAGGCCUCUGGAACUUGUUUUUGCCAGCUGUAAGCGGUCUCAGCCAAGUAGACUAUGCCUUGAUUGCUGAAGAAACAGGAAAAUGCUUUUUUGCUCCAGAUGCCUUUAACUGCCAAGCACCAGACACAGGGAACAUGGAGGUGCUUCACCUAUAUGGAAGUGAGAAACAGAAGCAGCAGUGGCUUGAGCCUCUUCUUCAAGGGAGCAUUGCCUCUUGCUUCUGUAUGACAGAGCCCGAUGUAGCUUCAAGUGAUGCCACAAAUAUUGAAUGUAGCAUCCAGCAAGAUGGAGAUAGCUAUGUAAUUAACGGCAAGAAAUGGUGGUGCAGUGGAGCUGGGAAUCCAAAGUGCAAAAUUGCAAUUGUUAUGGGAAAAACUAACAAUAACUGUGUAACCAGACACAAACAACACAGCAUGAUUCUUGUUCCCAUCAACACACCUGGAUUAGAAGUAGUAAGGCCCUUGUCUGUUUUUGGCUACCUGGAUAAUUUCCAUGGAGGACAUUUUGAGAUCCAUUUUAAUCAAGUGCGAGUUCCUGCCACCAACUUAAUACUAGGUGAAGGUAGGGGAUUUGAAAUUGCCCAAGGCCGCCUUGGACCUGGCAGAAUCCACCACUGUAUGAGAACAAUAGGUUUGGCUGAACGUGCUUUACAGAUCAUGUGUGAACGGGCAAAACAAAGGGUGGCCUUUAAGAAGAAACUGUAUUCACAUGAGGUGGUGGCUCACUGGAUCGCUGAAAGCCGCAUUGCCAUUGAGGAGAUCCGCUUGUUGACCUUGAAAGCUGCCCACAGCAUUGAUACUCUGGGCAGCUCUGGUGCUAAGAAGGAGAUUGCAAUGAUUAAAGUGGCUGCCCCUCGGGCCGUCUGCAAAAUUGUUGACCAGGCCAUCCAAGUGUGUGGAGGUGCCGGUGUUUCCCACGAAUACCCUCUGGCUAACAUGUAUGCCCUAACGCGAACUUUGCGCUUAGCAGAUGGGCCCGAUGAAGUUCACCUCUCGGCAGUCGCAAAAAUGGAGCUGUGGGACCAAGCCAGAAGCCUGAGGGCCAAGGUGUAGAAUUCAUUGGCUCCAGCAUUUGUAUCUCAUUCAGAUUUUGCAGCAGUUUAAGCACAGGAUUAAUUACUCACUUUGGUAAAGAUUUGAGCAUCUGUUUUAAUCAGUGGGUUUUGUCAUUUCAAGGGUCACACUUAAAAUCUUAUAAUUUCAAGGGUUUCAGUGAAAAGGGAAAUUUCAUAGCUGUUGUCAUUCAGUCUAACACCUAAGUGUAUAGCAUUUAUUUUUUAAACGCUCCUCUUGUAAAGAAAUCAUGAAAUAAAUUGGCAAACUAAA
Balaenoptera acutorostrata (minke whale) is the source of this 2749-nucleotide messenger RNA. It is a transcript of the gene ACAD11, whose product is annotated as acyl-CoA dehydrogenase family member 11. Gene Ontology annotation, molecular function: oxidoreductase activity, acting on the CH-CH group of donors; flavin adenine dinucleotide binding. Bases 131 to 2476 code for a protein of 781 amino acids. NCBI's taxonomy places the organism in Eukaryota, Metazoa, Chordata, Mammalia, Artiodactyla, Balaenopteridae. Gene Ontology annotation, cellular component: mitochondrion. The transcript is spliced from 20 exons. The record is from RefSeq and is a predicted model, not a curated record.